AUGGACUAAAUAUCAGAGGAAGCUAUCAAAGCUAUGCCAAAGAAACCCUAGAAUGCUUACAUGCUAUUCAGGGCAGAUACUUAUGAUGACCUUAGGAAAAAGAACCAAGAUAAAAGUAUGACUGAAUUGACUUCAAUGAUAUCAUCUUUAUGGGGAGAAAUGGAUGAGAAGAAGAAGGAUGUAUUUAUUAAUUAAGAACCUUUUUAUUAGAAAUACAACAAGGAUUAUGACAAGGCUAUGGAUUAGUAUAAGACUGAUUAUGCUGGAUGGUUGAAGAAGUUCAAGUUGGAUGAUGAUAAAGUAAAGAAGUUCUUUAAGGACAACAAACAAGCUAAAAAGAAGAAUAAGAAGGGUUCCAAGAAAGUUAACAAGACUUCGAAACAAGAAGAUGAAAGUGAUGAAGAAGAUGAACAAAAAAUUUAGUCAUUAAAAAAUAAGAACUAAAAGAAAUAAUAGGAAUAGAAUGUUUAGAAUUUGUCAAAGAAUACUAAGGAAUAAUAGAAAUAGAAGCCAGUUCCUUAAUAGAAGGAAAAGGAGAAAAAAGACAACAAGAAAAAAUGA
Messenger RNA from Paramecium octaurelia, 561 nucleotides. Lineage: Eukaryota; Ciliophora; Oligohymenophorea; Peniculida; Parameciidae. The record is from the annotation of a GenBank genome assembly.